Molecule: messenger RNA, 2271 nt
Organism: Psilocybe cubensis
Lineage: Eukaryota; Fungi; Basidiomycota; Agaricomycetes; Agaricales; Agrocybaceae
Exons: 15
Coding region: 1-2271 (756 amino acids)
Biological process (GO): tRNA methylation
Cellular component (GO): nucleus; cytoplasm
Molecular function (GO): tRNA binding; tRNA (cytidine-N5)-methyltransferase activity
Source: RefSeq, a predicted model, not a curated record
AUGGCCAAAUUCAAGAAGGGAAAGGGAGCAAAAGGCGCCCGCAAGCCCAAGGAUGACAGAACCGAUCUCAUUGAGAAAAUUGACAUGUCCAACGAGCGCCUUUUCGCGUACUACAAAGCCCAGAACAUCGUGCCGGAGGAAGAAUGGGAUGUUUUUGUAGAUGCUUUGCGUCAGCAUUUGCCAACAACCUUCCGUGUCGCUGGGAGUCGCCAGGUCGCCAACUCACUAAACUCAAUAAUAAAAGAUACCCACGUACCAUCGCUGAGCAAUGUGACUUUUGAAGGCCAGCGUAUACCACCGCCGGUGCAGAUUCCCUGGUAUCCAGACGGUCUUGCAUGGCAUUUCAAUGUACCCAAAAAAGUCCUGCGAAGGUCCCCUGAGUUCAAGAAAUUUCACUCAUUUCUCGUCUUUGAAACCGAAGUUGGCAAUAUUUCGCGGCAGGAAGCAGUCAGUAUGCUGCCUCCGUUGUUGCUUGAAGUAGAGCCACACCAUCUGGCCAUGGAUAUGUGUGCAGCUCCGGGAUCCAAGACCGCACAAAUUCUCGAAGCCCUCCACGCUCAAGAUACCGCGACAUCAACAUCAAUACCCUCCGGACUCCUCCUUGCAAAUGACAGCGACAACAAGCGCACACAUCUCCUCAUCCACCAGUCUGCUCGUCUCCCAAGUCCAGCCCUUAUGGUAACCAAUCUCGACGCAUCGAACUAUCCAUCUAUCAAAAUCAAGACUCCUACACGCGCGGGUGGGUCGAGGACAGUACCUUUGCUGUUCGAUAGGAUUCUGUGCGACGUGCCGUGCAGCGGAGAUGGAACGAUACGGAAGAAUAUGGGUAUUUGGAAGUCGUGGCAGCCGAUGGAUGGUAAUGGUCUGCAUGGACUUCAGGUUCGCAUUCUACUACGUGCCAUGAACCUCCUCAAAGACAACGGUAGAAUCGUCUAUUCUACUUGUUCUCUGAACCCAGUGGAAAACGAGGCUGUAAUCGCCGAGGCACUCGCCGCGAAUCCAGCUUUCGAACUUGUGGAUGUUUCUUCCAAACUUCCGGAAUUGAAACGUAGACCUGGCUUGUCGACAUGGCAUCCAUCAGCUGAUCGAGUCAGUGCUACGACGUACGCAACAUACGAAGAGUUCAUGAACUCCUCAACGGACAGUACAAUCAAAGCGAAGAUGACCCCAGGUCACUGGCCACCCCCAAAUGCAGAGAGUCUGCACUUAGACCGAACGAUGAGGAUAUAUCCUCACCUACAGGAUACAGGGGGAUUCUACGUUGCUGUUCUUCAAAAAACACAAAAAGCUACCGGUCAAUCAGAACGAAAACGUGAGGCUGACGACGCGGAGGAGGAGCCUGAAUCCAAGAGAUUGAAAACAGAUGAGGACCCUCAGAUAGAAGAUGAGGCUUUACCUGCUCCCAUGGAUGUUCCUCAGGACGAGGUCAAGGAAGACGAGGUCGAAGAACCAUCUGUUGCAGAGGAAGUUGACAUGCUCCCAGAGUCCAUCGAGUCGGAGACUACCACACCUGCACCCGAAGUUCAGACUGAAGUCAAUCCAGAGAUCAACCAGAAUAGAAGGAAGAAAAAAUCACAAGACGGUGGUGGGUUCAAGGAGAACCCCUACACGUUCUUGAAGCCCGACGACCCUAUCCUCCUCAACUGCAUCGAACGUCUUCACAUCAACUCCGACUUCCCCUCCUCGAAUGUCCUCGUGCGAAACCCCGAAGGAGACGCCGCGCGCUCGCUAUACCUCGCCAACGACAUUGUAAAGAACGUUAUUGUGAACAACAACUAUGAGCGCAUACGCCUUACCGCCGCUGGUACCAAGGUAUUUGCCAAGCAGGAAGCAGGCAAAGGCGGCGAGGCGCAGUUCCGGGUGUUGGGAGAGGGUCUACCUGUAAUCUUGCCCUACGUUGAUCCUGCCACGAUCAUCAAGGGUGAUAUGGUGUCCUUGAAGACGCUGGUGGAGUCGUAUUACCCCUUAUGCUCUAACUUUGUGGAUGAGUUUAGAGAGGCUGUUGAGGCUCGACCCACAGGAAGUCAUAUUGUUCGAUUCCCUCUUGGCCAGCAUGAUGGGACAAACUUGACCCAUGAUUUGAUGCUUCCUAUAUGGAAGUCCAAUGUUUCUCUCACUUUGAUGAUUGACAAAAAAGCCAAAAGUGCCCUCAGCCUUCGUCUUUUUGGCGCUGACAUUACUACCGCAGGAAAAGAGGGGCGCACGAAUGUCACUCAAAAGGCCGGACCUGAUGAAAGUGUUGCCACUGCAGAAGAAAGCGAAGAGCUGUAA